Cynara cardunculus var. scolymus (artichoke) is the source of this 3902-nucleotide messenger RNA. RefSeq names its product alpha-mannosidase 2. Gene Ontology annotation, molecular function: carbohydrate binding; alpha-mannosidase activity. Lineage: Eukaryota; Viridiplantae; Streptophyta; Magnoliopsida; Asterales; Asteraceae. Bases 49 to 3573 code for a protein of 1174 amino acids. Gene Ontology annotation, cellular component: Golgi membrane. The transcript has 4 exons. Gene Ontology annotation, biological process: N-glycan processing; protein deglycosylation; mannose metabolic process. The record is from RefSeq and is a predicted model, not a curated record.
GAGAGACCGUCUCCUUCGGCUACUCUGCCGAUCUGAUCCUCAACCACUAUGGCGUUCUCUUCUUCUUCUCACGCCGGCAAUUCCAACAUCCGUCGUGGAGUCGCCGCCGGUUGGACCCGCUCUCUCCUCCCUUUCACAUCCUCAAACACCAAAUCCGCUAAACACAUUCGUAAAUCUCGCAAGCGCACUGCCCUCAAAGACUUCAUAUUCGCCAAUUUCUUCAUCAUCGGACUCGCCGCAUCCAUCAUCUUCUUCCUUUUUGUUGUCUAUCGUUACGGAGUUCCAAGACCUAUCUCCUCACAAUUCCGUAUCGGCAACUCGCGUGUCUUCAAGUCACGUAAGCCGGUUUAUCGGAAAACCACGUCGUCUAGGUUUUUAUCGUCAAAUCACUCUAAUUUAUCUUUGGGAGCUGCUGCCGUGGAUUUAACCACCAAGGAUUUGUAUGAUAAGAUCGAAUUCAAGGACGUAGAUGGUGGACCCUGGACGCAGGGGUGGAGGGUUUCGUAUAAAGGGAACGAAUGGGAUACCGAGAAAUUGAAAGUAUUUGUCGUACCGCAUUCACAUAAUGAUCCUGGUUGGAAGCUUACUGUUGAGGAGUACUAUGAUCGACAGUCUAAGCAUAUUCUCGACACUGUUGUUGAAACUCUUUCGAAGGAUGAACGGAGGAAGUUUAUCUGGGAAGAGAUGUCUUACCUAGAGAGAUGGUGGAGGGAUGCAUCAGAUGCUAAAAGAGAAUCUUUCACCAACUUACUGCAGAAUGGGCAGUUAGAAAUUGUUGGUGGUGGCUGGGUUAUGAAUGAUGAGGCCAAUUCACAUUACUUUGCGAUCAUUGAACAGAUGAUGGAGGGAAAUAUGUGGUUAAAUGAAACUGUUGGCGUGAUCCCAAAAAAUUCUUGGGCAAUAGAUCCCUUUGGCUAUUCAUCUACUAUGGCAUAUCUUCUUCGACGUAUGGGUUUCGAGAACAUGCUUAUACAGAGGACUCAUUACGAAAUGAAGAAAGAACUUGCUUUGCAUAAGAAUUUGGAAUACAUAUGGAGGCAGAGUUGGGAUACUUAUGAAACGACUGAUAUCUUUGUCCACAUGAUGCCAUUUUAUUCUUAUGAUGUUCCACAUACUUGUGGGCCUGAGCCUGCCGUAUGUUGCCAGUUUGAUUUUGCAAGGAUGCAUGGAUUUAUGUACGAGCGUUGCCCCUGGGGAAAGCAUCCAGAAGAGACGAACCAGGAAAAUGUGAAGGAGAGAGCCCUUAAACUUCUGGAUCAAUACAAGAAGAAAUCAACCCUCUAUCGGACCAAUACCCUUCUGAUUCCCCUGGGAGAUGAUUUCCGUUACAUCAGCAUUGAUGAAGCCGAAGCUCAAUUUAGGAAUUAUCAAAUGUUAUUUGAUUAUAUAAAUUCAACUCCAGACUUAAAUACCGAGGCAAAGUUUGGAACGUUAGAGGAUUAUUUUCGAACUCUAAGAGAGGAAGCCGAAAGAAUAAAUUAUUCGCAUCCUGGUGAAAUAGGUUCUGGUCAGAUUGGAGGGUUUCCUUCUUUAUCAGGUGACUUCUUUACUUAUGCCGAUAGACAGCAAGAUUACUGGAGUGGGUAUUAUGUAUCUAGGCCUUUCUUCAAGGCCGUUGAUCGAGUUCUUGAGCAAACUCUUCGGGCCACAGAAAUGACAAUGGUCUUCUUGCUAGGCUACUGCCAGAGAGCUCAGUGUGAAAAAUUGCCUACUGGUUUCUCGCAUAAGUUAACAGCCGCAAGAAGGAACUUGGCUCUGUUUCAGCAUCAUGACGGUGUGACCGGCACCGCUAAAGAUCAUGUGGUUCAGGAUUACGGUAUGCGUAUGCAUACUUCUCUACAAGACCUUCAGAUCUUUAUGUCUAAAGCCAUUGAGGUACUCUUAGGGAUCCAUCAUGACAAAAAUAACCAGAACCCAUCGCAGUUUGAGCCAGCACAGGUGAGGUCCAAAUACGAUGCACAGCCGGUGCACCAAGCGAUUAGUGCUAAUCAGGGAACAGUGCAAUCAGUGGUCCUCUUUAAUCCUCUUGAGCAAACAAGAAAUGAGGUCAUGAUGUUCAUUGUCGAGAGGCCUGAUGUAACCAUUUUAGAUUCCAACUGGACAUGCGUUAAAAGCCAAAUAUCCCCAGAGUUGCAGCACAGCAAAAUGAAGAUGUUCACUGGAAGGCAUAGAGUAUUCUGGAAAGCAUCUGUCCCUGCCAUGGGAUUGCAGACUUAUUAUAUUGCUAAUGGUUUUGUGGGAUGUGAAAAGGCCAAACCAGCAAAGUUGAAAAUUUCCUCAAAUGCUAACAGUUUGCCUUGUCUUGCUCCAUAUAGUUGCUCAAAGCUGGAAGGUGAUUCCGUCCAGAUUAGAAAUCGGCAUCAAGCUCUUACUUUCAAUGCCAAAUUUGGUUUAUUACAGAAAGUAACCCAAAUCAAAGGUGCUCAGAAUGUUAUUGAUGAAGAGUUGGCUAUGUACUCUAGUCCAGAGAGUGGGGCCUACCUUUUUAAGCCGAAUGGUGAUGCCAAAACGAUCACCCAGGCUGGCGGUGAAAUGGUGAUUUCUGAGGGGUUUCUGAUGCAGGAAGUUUUCUCACAUCCAAAAACAGGUUGGAACAAGUCCCCGGUCUCUCACAGCACCCGCAUCUAUAACUACGAGGGUUCGGUGCAGGAACUUUUGAUCGAGAAAGAAUAUCAUGUGGAGCUUAUUGGGGGUGAGUUCAAUGACCGAGAAUUGGUUGUUAGAUAUAAGACGGACAUUGAUAACAAGAGGAUCUUUUAUUCAGAUUUGAAUGGCUUUCAGAUGAGUCGUAGAGAAACUUAUGAUAAGAUUCCUCUGCAGGGAAAUUACUACCCAAUGCCCUCCCUUGCUUUCAUGCAAGAAUCUAAAGGACGUCGGUUUUCUGUACACACCAGGCAGUCACUGGCUGUGGCUAGCCCUAAUAACGGAUGGUUCGAGAUCAUGCUGGAUCGACGGUUGACAAGAGACGAUGGCCGUGGUCUCGGUCAAGGAGUGAUGGAUAACCAUCCCAUGAACAUAGUUUUCCAUAUCAUUUUUGAAUCUAGCAUAUCCCCAGUUCCCGAUCCUAUUUCGCACCCGCAUCCCCUAAGUCCAUCUCUUUUCUCUCACCGUGUCGGGGCCCACUUGAACUAUCCCUUGCACGCUUUCAUCGCCAAGAAAUCACAAGAAAUAUCUGUUCAACCUCCCCCACGAUCUUUCUCACCUUUGACUGCUCCGUUUCCCUGCGAUUUGCACAUUGUAAGCUUGAAGGUUCCAAGGCCCUUGAAAUACACACAGCAGAGUGUCGAAGAGCCGAGGGUAGUUCUGAUAUUGCAGAGAAGACACUGGGAUUCAUCUUACUGUUGGAAAGGGAAGUCGGAUUGUUCAAGGAUAGACGAUGAACCAUUGAAUCUGUUGAAUAUAUUUCAAGGUCUUGAUGUUUUGAAUGCAAAAGCAACUUCUUUAAAUCUUUUGCAUGAUGAUACAGAGAUGCUUGGAUAUGGUGAACAGUCCACAGAUGUUGGUCAAGGAAGGGUCCUUAUUUCACCUAUGGAAUUGCAGGCUUACAAAUUCGACUUACGGCCUCAUCAGUGAUCUCUUUAACGCUGGAGCUAAUAUGGCAUUGAGUAUUGCAUCGAUUUUGCCGGUGACUGAAAAAUGAGGUGCUGUUUGAUGGAAGUAUACGAAGGGUAAGCAUAUUCUUUGGUGAGGAUCUGGAAACGAUUGGAUCGAAGAGUUUGUCAGUUGGAAGGUUGGUAAGGUGGUGUGUUUUGAUAGUUAAAAUUGUGAUGGUAGAUAGGAGAAGAGAUGAGGAGGUGUUAGGUUUUUGAUUUUGUUGUUUUUAUGUGAAACUAUUGGUGUUGUUUUGUACACUUUUUAACAUAUCAUACGAUACGAUAAUAGAAGGAUUGUUUAGAUGAUCA